Messenger RNA from Lodderomyces elongisporus, 3147 nucleotides. RefSeq lists its product as uncharacterized. The transcript has a single exon. Bases 1 to 3147 code for a protein of 1048 amino acids. Gene Ontology annotation, molecular function: Glc3Man9GlcNAc2 oligosaccharide glucosidase activity. Lineage: Eukaryota; Fungi; Ascomycota; Pichiomycetes; Serinales; Debaryomycetaceae. Gene Ontology annotation, biological process: protein N-linked glycosylation; oligosaccharide metabolic process. The record is from RefSeq and is a predicted model, not a curated record.
AUGCCUGGGUUAACUGCAGAGGAAGAGAGAUUGAAGGAUAUCCAUUAUAGACAAUGGGGUCCAUAUGUGUCCGAAAGAUCCUGGGGAACUGUUAGAGAAGAUUAUAGUGUUGACGGAAAUGCAUGGGACUCCUUCAAAUUCGAGGAUUACGCCAGAGUAUCACGUUGGUCCCAAGACGGAUUGGCUGGUGUGUCCGAUAGACGCCAGCUAGUCAACAUAACCAUGGCUCUAUGGAAUGGUAAAGACGAGAUCUUGAAGGAGAAAUUAUACGGGUUGACAAACAAUCAAGGAAACCACGGUGAAGAUGUUAAGGAACUUUAUUACUACCUCGACAACACACCUUCCCACUCUUACAUGAAGUACUUGUACAAGUACCCCCAAAACAAAUUUCCCUAUCAACAAUUGAAAGAAGAAAACGGCAAGAGGUCUAGGCUUGAAGAAGAAUUUGAGCUCACCGAUACUGGAUUGUUUGACAAGAACGAAUACUUUGAUGUCGUGUUUGAAUGUGCCAAGGACUCGCCAGACGACUUGUACUUUAGAAUCACUGCUUACAACAGAAGCGAUAAACCAGCACCUUUGCACAUCUUGCCCCACUUGGUCUUGAGAAACACUUGGGUUUGGGGUAACGUCGAUUCGCAAAACAAGGAAAAACCACACGUGAAGCAAAUUGAUGACUACACCAUCGAAGUCACCACAUCAAAAUUUGGUAAACGCUACUUAUCCUUUGCACCAUCCCCAGGUAUCAACGACAACUCGCCUGACGUUGAGCCACAAUUGGUGUUUUCUGAAAAUGAAACAAAUACCAAGAAAUUGUAUGAUCAAGAAAACAAGUCGAAAUACACCAAAGAUGCAUUCCACGAAUUGGUUGUACAAAACAACAAGGAGGCUGUAAAUCCAGAUAAAGAAGGAACUCAAGCAGCAGCAUGGUAUGUGUUUGACGAAGACGGAGGUGUGCCACCGGGAGACUAUGUCACGAUUCGUUACAAGUUCACAAAGGAAAACACCGAAGUUGACGAAUAUAAAUUGGAUCAAAUCUUUAGCAAGAGACAAAAUGAGGCAGACCAAUUUUAUUGGAAAGUGUCACCUUUACCCAUUAGUGAUGAAUUGAGACAAAUUCAGAGGUAUGCGUUUGCCGGUCUCUUGUGGUCUAAACAAUUUUACCAUUUUGUCCACAACUAUUGGGCCUAUGGUGACCCAAAUACAAUGAAGCCACCAGUCAAUAGAGCCAAUGGAAGAAACAAGGAAUGGAGCCAUUUGUACAUUGACGAUAUCUUAUCGCUUCCAGAUAAAUGGGAGUACCCAUUCUUUGCAGCUUGGGAUACUGCGUUCCAUUGUAUUCCAUUUGCAAUGAUUGACCCGUGGUUUGCCAAGAAUCAAAUUGACUUGUUAUUACGUGAAUGGUAUAUGCACCCCAAUGGUCAAAUCCCGGCCUACGAGUGGAACUUUAGUGAUGUUAAUCCACCUGUGCAUGCAUGGGCUGCAUACAGAAUCUUUAAGAUUGAGAGAAAGAUGUAUGGCCGCGAGGAUAUUGAUUUUUUGGAGAGAGUUUUCCAAAAAUUAAUGUUGAAUUUUGCAUGGUGGGUGAAUAGAAAAGAUGCCGAGGGAAACAAUGUGUUUGAAGGUGGAUUCUUGGGUUUGGAUAAUAUUGGUAUCUUUAAUAGGUCUGAAGCAUUGCCUACCGGAGGUAAUUUGGAACAAGCCGAUUCGACGGGUUGGAUGGCGUUUUUUGCAUUGCAAAUGUUGAACAUUGCCUUGGAGUUGGCCAAGACCAGACCUGUGUAUGAAAAUAUUGCUUCCAAAUUUUUUGAACAUUUUGUUAUUAUUGCUGAUGCAAUGACAUUCAGGGGCCAAGAAGGUGCAGAGGGUUCAACCAAAAACUCCUUGUGGGAUGAAAAGGAUCAAUUUUAUUAUGACUCGAUUAGGUAUGGUGACCACCAUACACAAUCAUUGCCUGUUAGAUCCUUGGUUGGUUUAAUUCCCCUUUAUGCUUCGUUAACUUUAGAACCAGAAUUGUUGGAAAGGUAUCCUUCCUUCAAAAAGAGAUUGGAUUGGUUCCUUGAGCAUAGAAAAGACUUGGCAGAUAGAAACAUUGCAUCAAUGGAGACAAGAGGCUGUGGUGAAAGAUUAUUGUUGUCCUUGGUUUCAAAAGAAAGGCUUGUUGCCAUCUUGCAUAGAAUGUUGAAUGAAGACGAGUUUUUGUCUCCAUAUGGUAUUAGAUCAUUAUCGAAAUAUCACAAGGACCACCCAUUCUCAAUGGAAGUUAAUGGAGAGACUUUUAAAGUUGAGUAUUUGCCUGGUGAAUCAGAUUCUGGUAUGUUUGGUGGUAACUCUAAUUGGAGGGGCCCCAUUUGGUUUCCAACAAAUUUCUUGUUGGUUGAGGCAUUGCAAAGAUUCUAUUUGUACUAUGGUCCAGACUUGAAAGUUGAGUGUCCCGUUGGCUCUGGCGAAUAUUUGAACUUGGCUCAAUGUGCUCAAGAAAUCCAGCAUCGUAUGAUUCACUUGUUUCUUCCAGACCAGGAUGGAAACAGAGCAUGUAAUGGUGACAAUGAAUUGGUCAAUAAAGACCCUUUUUUCAAAGAUUAUGUUCCAUUUUACGAAUACUUUGAUGGUGAUACAGGAAGGGGAUUGGGGGCAUCUCAUCAAUGUGGUUGGACUGCUGUGGUUGCGAAAUGGAUCCAUGAUAAUGGUGCGUCAUGCAGAGUUCCAAAGACUCCUAGAACUCCAAUCAAUAGAAGGAAAUCCUCGUGUUAUCUCCACGAUAGUGAAAAGACGGACGAUUAUUACAAAAAGAUUGUGCCCAAGGAUGGUCCAUUCUCGGGUAAAUUAAUGAGAAGAAAGUCUGGUAAAUCUUUGCUCAACUUGACUGUUAAUGCUUUGGACCUUGACCGUGAUGAAGAAGAAACACAAGAUAGAGUUAAUGUGGAAAGAACAGUUACGGGUUUGGAUCAUGGUAUGAAUGUUACCGAUGAGAUCUUGAAGAAGGAGUUGGCAGGAUUGCAGAGGACUCAAUCAGGUGCAUCAAUUGAUUCUGAAGCCGAGGUUGACGAUGAUUUCUUGGAACAAGUUAAAUCGGCAUUCAAGAAGUACAGAACAAGAACCGAAGAUGACGAUGGAGUAUCCGGAGAUGAGUUUGAAACUAGAUGUUAA